GAAUAGAGGUAACAGUCUACUAUCAGGCUGCUUAGUUCUAGCAGCUUAGGCCUUUAAAUUGAUUAAAAAAAAAACAAAUAGAAGAAAAGAUUAUAUGUACAUUAAAUUAUUAAAUAAACUAGAAACAGAGGAGGAUUUAUAGUCUAUGAAACUGGACAUAAAUAUAUUCUUUGUAUCAAGACUCCCAGUGACUUACGUAAAAAAACAAAUUAAGUUCUAAGUAUUGAUAGAUAUAUUCUCCAGGCGUAUAAAUAUCUUUUACAAUGGAAACGGAGGAACAUUUGUUGGCUCUAAAAGUUAUGCGCCUGACCAGGCCAACUUUAGCAAGCCCGUUGCCUGUAACAUGCGACAGCAAAGACCUGCCAGGUAACUUACUAAAUAAUGCAUUACAGCAAGACCCUACAUCGGUACCAGGCACAGAAACCUUGGCAAUAGGACAAUUUUUACUACUACCCCAAAAUCCAGUAAAUAUAUACUUAGGAGAAACAUUUUCAAGUUAUAUUUGUAUUUAUAGUGAGACUAAACAAAUAGUUUAUAACAUUAGUGUAAAGGUAGACUUACAAACUAGUUCUCAGAGAUUACCACUUUCUAAUAAGCCCCCAACAGCUCAACUCACAUCUGAGGAAACAGUGAAUGCGGUCAUUCAUCAUGAAGUUAAGGAAAUCGGUACACACAUACUUGUUUGUGAAGUGGCUUAUCAAAAUUCAUCGGGGCUACCUAUGUCUUUUAAGAAGUUCUUUAAGAUCCAAGUCCUGAAACCUCUUGAUGUGAAAACUAAGUUUUACAAUGCCGAAAAUGACGAUGUGUACUUGGAAGCCCAAGUUCAAAACAUAACUUAUGGACCUAUUUGUUUAGAAAAAGUAUCCUUAGAUGCGUCUCAUUUAUUUAAUGUUACAUGUCUAAAUAAGACGCCAGACAGUGAAAGCAUAUUUGGAAAGAAUACAAUACUACAGCCGCAGUCAAUAAGCCAGUAUCUUUAUUGUUUAUCGCCGAAUGAAAAACUGACUUCGGAUUUAAAGUCUUUGAGUGGGGCCACGAAUAUUGGAAAGUUGGAUAUCGUAUGGAGAUCAAAUUUGGGUGAAAAAGGUCGUCUACAAACCAGUCAAUUGCAAAGAAUGGGCCCAAACUAUGGUGAUAUAAGAUUAUCUAUUUCUGAACUACCAAAUUUUGUAGUUUUAGAAGAACUGUUUACUUUUAAGUGCAAACUACUAAAUAAUGGGGAAAGAACUAUUGAAUUUAUGCUAUACCUUGAAAAUACCGAUCACAUAGCGUGGUGUGACAUAUCCGGAAGGAAGUUAGAACCUCUGCCGCCACAUUCAACCAAAAUUCUUGAAUUUAAGUGCAUUCCACUUAUCCCAGGAUUGAGUAGUUUAUCUGGUAUUAAACUUGUGGACACUUUCUUAAAAAGGACUUAUACCUACGAUGAUUUGGGACAGGUUUUUGUCAUUGUAAAUGACCAGAGAAAACCCAAAAAUGCUUUAAACAGUUGAAUAUAAAAUAUACAGAAAAUUAAAAAAUAAUAAUUUAAUAGAUAGUAAAAGAUAAAUAUUUUGUCUACAGUGUUUUACAGGAUUCGGUUAUUCUUCAUAAAUAUGUUUUUAAGAAAAAAGGUUCAUAUAAACAUGGGUUCUAAUUUAAAGUACUUCUUUUUUGAUCUACAGGGCAUUAAAAAAUAAAAAAAGUCGAAUUUCUCGCAAUAUAUCGGAGACUUCUUUAGACAUUUUCUUCAAUUUUAGUAUUUAUUUAUUUUGUAUAUAUGUAUUCCUACUUGAACCAGUAGCGUCCGUACGCACACACCCCAGGGUAAUUUGAUCGAAAUAAAUGGUACGCCACUGCUAUUUUCGACAAAACUAUUUUUAUUUCUUGAUUCCAUCCUUCUGUAGCAAGAUUGAUCUCUUGAGCUUUUCUUGUACAUCGAACGGUUUUCGAGAAUAAAAAAAUGAAUCAAUAUACAUUAUACAUAUCUCAGAAUUGCACAGCAUACAUGAAUAUCGCGACGGUUUUUUUUCUCGAAAGCCGUUUAAUACUCAAGAGAUCAAUUUUGUUAAAAAAGUUUGGACAAUUAAUAAAAAGAAGUUUUCUCGGAAGCAGUGACGUGCCAUUUAUUUUAAGUAUAUUAAAUUCGAUUUUUUCUCAAUUUUUAACGCUCUGUACAUCAAAAAAGAAAUACAUUCUUUAAACCACUUGUUCAUAUAAACUUUCUCUUAAAAAAAUAUGAGGAAUCACACCACAUAUUUUUUAGACAAAUUAAGAAAUACCCUGUAUAUUGGACACAAGCUUUAAAAAUGACGUAUUUAUUCUGAUUAAUAUGAACUAUUAUUAUACUUCACUUCUUCGCGCUUUGAUAUUUGACAGAAUGAUAAUGCUUUGGUUCAGACAAAAAAUACCUAGACACUGGAUGCAUGUGUUUUGUGGUAGACGCUGCAUUGCGGUCAGUAUUAUGAAUAUUUUGAUUUUUAAGUUGAAUGAUACCUACAGGGUGACAAUUUGAAAACGAACAGUAUUUAAU
Sitophilus oryzae (rice weevil) is the source of this 2509-nucleotide messenger RNA. Its product is annotated as trafficking protein particle complex subunit 13-like. NCBI's taxonomy places the organism in Eukaryota, Metazoa, Arthropoda, Insecta, Coleoptera, Curculionidae. The transcript has 8 exons. Gene Ontology annotation, cellular component: TRAPPIII protein complex. The coding region runs from base 264 to 1490 and encodes 408 amino acids. The record is from RefSeq and is a predicted model, not a curated record.